Molecule: messenger RNA, 1023 nt
Organism: Mercurialis annua (annual mercury)
Lineage: Eukaryota; Viridiplantae; Streptophyta; Magnoliopsida; Malpighiales; Euphorbiaceae
Exons: 3
Coding region: 109-915 (268 amino acids)
Source: RefSeq, a predicted model, not a curated record
UAUUGAUUUUCGUGAAAAACUAACUCACAUCAUACGUUUUUACUGUUGCAGAAAGAAUUCUGGUGGGAUAGUUCUGUCUACAGCGACGAGCUCAUCAGACAGGUCUUUAUGACCCACGCAGCUACCCGCUACAAAGACAACGUCCAUAAAAUGAAGUCCAAAAAGCAGAAGCAUCAAUCUGUGGGCCAGGACAUAUGGGAUGCCUGGAAUGCCUUCUGGGACACAGAGGCGGAGAAGAAGAAGUCGGAGAUAGCCCGGGCAAACCGGAUGAGCGAGCCGGCGGGCGCCGGUACUGGACCGGUCCGUCAUACCGGGGGAUCCCGCUCAGCUCUCAAGCAUAUGGACGUGAUGGCUAAGGAGCUCGGCCGGAAACCGAGUGCGACGGAGCUGUACACUCGCAUUCACUCCACGAAGGGUGAGAAGAAGCCUGUAGACAAGCGGGCUCAGAACAUGACUGACGCUAUUGCUGAGAGGCUGGCUGCUGCGACUCAGUCGCCGACCGGAGAGGGUAGCUCGACGAGUCCAGCUGAGGUGGAUGAGACCCAACUGUUUCUGGACAUCGAGGGUGUCAAUAAGAAGCACCGCGUGUACGGUUUAGGGUCGGCGAGUAGCAGGUAUGCGGCCCCCAGUAGCAGCAGGGCGCAACGAGGCAGCUCUUCUAGGUCGACACAUCUUGCGGACGAGGACAUCGAGCGCCGUGUGCAGACAGGCAUUCAGGAGGGCCUGCGAGAGGUUGAGCAGAGGUUAGCGGAGCAAAAUCGUCAACAGCUGGCAGAGCAACGGCGUGAGCACCAAGCGGCAAUGGCCCAGCUUAUCCGAGAGGAGAUAGCAAGGAUGAUGCCUAAUCUUCCUCCAGAGUAUCAGCCACAGUUUCCCGCUCCCCCACCAGACCGUGAUGACACUACAGAUUUGUAGUGUCCUGUUAGAUUAGGAUUCAGAACUAAUUAUGUAUUUUUUUUCUUUUAGACGACGUUAUGUGUAUUUUGAUAUUUAUCUAUAUAUUCAGUGUCAACUUUCUAUUAA